AUGUCCCUCUGGACGUCAGCAAUCACGCCUAUGGUCUCAGCGGAAGCGGAAGGCCAGGAGGGUGAAGACGAGCAGAACAGCGCCCUUAAGCGAGCAAAAACAGCAAUCCAAACCGACUGCCGUCGAAGGUGGCAGGAGAGGUGGAAGCGAAGUAAAAAGGGGGCACACAGCAGGAUUAUCCAGCCAUACCUUGACCCCAAAGUGAAAAAGAUCCAUAGGUCACUCAAGAGACACCAGUCCUCGCUCGCAAUUCAACUAAGGACCGGCAAGGUGGGCUUCAGGGCUUUCCUCUUCAACAGGAAGGUCCCCGACAUCAAAACGCCGUGGUGCUUAGCCUGCACCGGCAAAAAGCUAGAAACCGUUCAACACGUGCUCCUACACUGCCCGACCUGGGUAGAGUUGAGGGAAGAAUGCCUCGAAAGCGGUUUAAAGGAAGGCAUCCGCCCUUCCCUCAAAACGCUCUUGAGUACAGAAAGAGGUUGUCGGGCGGCAACCAGGAUGGUACAGAGAACCGGACUGCUCAGGCAGUACGAUCUCUGUAACAUCGAGGAGAAUUGGCAGGAGCCAGCGGAGCCUGAACCCGAAAGCGACAAUGAGGAGAGACUUCGUGGUUGA
Molecule: messenger RNA, 615 nt
Organism: Capronia epimyces CBS 606.96
Lineage: Eukaryota; Fungi; Ascomycota; Eurotiomycetes; Chaetothyriales; Herpotrichiellaceae
Exons: 1
Coding region: 1-615 (204 amino acids)
Source: RefSeq, a predicted model, not a curated record